Molecule: messenger RNA, 654 nt
Organism: Telopea speciosissima
Lineage: Eukaryota; Viridiplantae; Streptophyta; Magnoliopsida; Proteales; Proteaceae
Product: NADH dehydrogenase [ubiquinone] 1 beta subcomplex subunit 8, mitochondrial
Exons: 5
Coding region: 65-442 (125 amino acids)
Source: RefSeq, a predicted model, not a curated record
CUUAUGACGACUCUUUUAGCACAUUCAGUGAAGGCUGGAAGGUGAAGCUUGCAGAGUAAUCGAAAUGGCAGGAAGGCUGAGCAACGUUGCAUCUCGGAUCAUGGGCGGCAAUGGCGUCGUCGCUCGAUCGGUCGCCACUUCUCUUCGUCUCCGUUCUGGCAUGGGUCUCCCCGUCGGCAAACACAUCGUCCCUGAUAAACCACUUCCAGUUAACGACGAACUGGUUUGGGAUAACGGGACCCCAUUUCCAGAACCCGCGAUAGAUCGGAUUGCCGAUACAGUUGGUAAGUAUGAAGCAUUGGCUUGGCUUUGUGGAGGUUUGAGUUUCUUCGCAUCUCUCGGACUGUUAUCCGUUUUGAACGACAAGGCCUCCAAGAUACCUUUUACACCAAAAGUCUAUCCAUAUGACAACCUGCGUGUGGAGCUUGGUGGGGAUCCAUAGGGAAGGAGCAGGUGUAUAAACUUCUGAUCUGCAUUCACGGAUUUGAAUUUGUUGCUUGAGGAAAGGUUUCCCAAUAAAAAGAGCAGGGAGCAGAACUUGGUUUUCUUGCAGUGUAUCAAAGUAGUUAAAGGAUGUAGACGGUCUGCACCUAGCAUGCUUUCAUGCCUAUGGUUUUAUUAUCUUUAUACAUCUCUUCAGACGAGUAUGAACCA